UCUUCCAGACUGCCGUUCGAGCAGGACAUAGAACAUGGGAACGUGUCCCACUUGGGCGACUGUGAUGGUCUCCUGCAGGAGUCUUUCAUUGACGAGCCAGAUGGUCUGGUGUCAGUCAACCUGCUGGUUGUGUCUGCAGUUUCAGCUUUCGCCACGGGGGCGGUGCUGUCGGGCUUGGCUGUCUGCUGGAUCAUGAGUCAUCGCCACCGCACACGAGGGGCAGGAGCCAACAGGAGCCGUAAAGGGGACAAGGAGCAGAACAUGCUGGGUCAGGGCCGGAGCGGCUCAGUGAUGAGCGUGACACGUACCAGCGGCAGCGAGAGACCCCGGUCACAUUCUCAGGCAGACAACCCGUUUGUAAUGCCCAACGGCUGGCCUAAAGGAGAGAUGGAUCCAGGCCUACCUACUCCAGAACAGACCCCCCUGCAGCAGAAACGGCCUCCACCCAGCAUGAGAGAUGUAGACUGGGACCAGAGUCAGACCUUCCUCACUUCAGUGGGCAUGCCCUGCCCAGCCAACUCCGUCAUCUACCUGAGCUCCAAGUUCCUGCAGGAGAGAGGUGGCAGGCACGAGGGCCCAGGGGAUGUGGGGCCCCCCAACACGGAGCGAACACGUUACCUGGUCCUGGCCAGCAACCGGGAGCCCCAUGGGGGACAACCCAGGACCACCCUGAGGAACUCUGCAGGUGAAUACAACUACCCAGCCACGCCACAGGACUCCCCAGACCGCAGGAGGGUGGUCUCAGCCCCCAGCACCCAGAUGGACUUUGGGGAGCCUCCCCGCUGGACUCACGAGGGACUCAACUAUAACAGCAAUAACGGAGCGCCCUACCCCUCCCAGCGCCCUGGCCUGAUCCGGGCCAACCACCACGGCCUUGCCGACUUCAGUCACCUAAUGGGAAAGAGCGUGGGCGAGCCCACCCCUAGUGGCCAGUGAGGAGAAGAGCGCAAUGAACCCCCCUCUCUGAAACCCAUUUCCCCUCAGCAACUGGAAUACCCCUCAGACUCACUCUCCCUUCCCGAAUCCUGCCCUGUCUGUCCUCUCUCACUGUCAUUCAAUGUUCUGACAUCCCCCGGCGUGAAGCCUGACUGACUAACUGACUGAAGAGACUGGGUCUCCAGAAGCCAGCAGUUUAGAGAGAGAAAGAGAGAGAGAGAGUUAAAGAGAUGAGGUUAUUCUCCUCAUGGCUGCAGCUCUGCUAUCACCCUGAGAGGUGCACCCCUCUGCUCCGUACGUGGUUUAACCCACAGAGCAUGGACUGGACACCAUAAAACCAACCUCAAGGACUAGGAAGGGGUGCAAGGGAAAGGACAUUUUGUGAAAAAGGAAAAA
Messenger RNA from Salvelinus sp. IW2-2015, 1332 nucleotides. NCBI's taxonomy places the organism in Eukaryota, Metazoa, Chordata, Actinopteri, Salmoniformes, Salmonidae. The record is from RefSeq and is a predicted model, not a curated record.